AUGGCAUCAUCAACACAUGCAUCAACGUGGACGGCAACGCGGGAUGACGCCGCAAGGCAGGCAGACGAGACGGAUCCGACCACGGGAACAGCAACAGCAACGGAAAUACACACAUAUGGAGACGAAGGCAAGACAAGAUCCGUUUCACCGGCCUCCCAGCCACCAUACGUGCCUCAGUUCUCGGCCGCGACCGCCCUCAUCCUGGACCGUAUCAAGGCCGGCACCAAGGGCGGGUUCAACUCGGCGCUCUCGGACGCCUCCGCAUCGACGCCCCGUCCAGACAGGGACGCCUAUGAGGAUGCGCGGAGCCGACUCGUCCGGAGUAUGAGGACCGAGUACUUUUACGCGAUGAAAAAGACAGACGUCCUCAACGUACUAUCCUUUUGCGACCAGCUCAAGCCCCAACUCCUAGUGGACAUCAUGGUGUCCGUCUCGAAGCGACAUCCUGACCUUCCCAUGUUCAACUCUCCAGACUGGGAGGUGGCAGCCUCAGCCUCAGCCUCGAUCACCGAACAGCAGAAGAAACGACAGCAACAGCAGCUUCUGCAUCGUCGACGAUCUCCCCUGGGUAGCAGGUCGCGCCACGGCCAUAGCCUUCUGAACUCCAAGGCUAGACAGAACAGGGGGAGGGUGACGACGACGAGGAGACCGAUGAAUAUCGCCACCAAGAAGAACAAGGUGAAGUCGCCGCUCAAGAGGUCUCAUCUAGCCCAUGAGGUGGACAAAGGUCAGGAGAAUGAAGAUGAAGGUGAGGACGACGAGGAAGAGGAAGAAGACGAAGAGGUGGAUGUCCUACCUGAGACGUGGCCCAGGCCCGGUGAGGGCAUGUAUGCCAAGAUUGCGCCCGAGACGGACGAUGGCUCCCUCCUGGCUGAUGCGAAUGAUGAAGAAGCGUUUAGCCAAUUCUUUGUCAACAAGAUGGGGAGACAGAUGGUUGAUCCGGUUUAG
Molecule: messenger RNA, 948 nt
Organism: Geosmithia morbida
Lineage: Eukaryota; Fungi; Ascomycota; Sordariomycetes; Hypocreales; Bionectriaceae
Product: PHD finger protein
Exons: 2
Coding region: 1-948 (315 amino acids)
Source: RefSeq, a predicted model, not a curated record